ACGCGGACGGUUAAGUGCUUCAUAAACGAGUAUUUUAUUCAUGGUAUCUUACCUCGGUUUGUGUGGUGUAUGAUUAAAUGAGAAAAGGCGGAAAGUGUCGACCGCAAAGUGAGUCGUUUGUGCAAAAUGGUACUAAAUGUGAGAUUUAUCAUCGUUUGCAGCCUGUUUAUUUCCCAUCGAGUGCAAUCAGCGAUAUCCCACACAAGAUUAGACAGUGCAUCGGCCGAAUCAAUAGAACAUUCCACGGAGUCGUUGGACUCAAUAGGCGGCUCUGCAGAACUGCACGAAGGAUCAGGAGAUGACCCACCAGGUCCGACUGCUGUUAGUAAGAAUGAAACAAGAGAAGCUUUAAAAUCGGAUGGCAGCGAACAAGACCCGGUGGUGUUUCUCGCAGACAAGAAUAGCUACAUCCCAGUGAGCAUCAAGCCACGCUCCCCCGCCGUGGAUUCCAGUUGGAGGGAACCCCCCGCCUGGGAGCGGGAGUACAGACGACAUCGCACCAAUGGUAGUAGAGUGCAAUAUAUUGAAGCGGAAUGUCAAGACGACUUCAUGAAGAUCAGAGUGGGUUUCAAUGGAUCAUUCAACGGCCUAGUCUAUUCAGCAGGUUAUUCAUACGAUCCCGACUGCAUGUACAUAAACGGUUCAGGUCGUGACUAUUACGAGUUCUAUAUACAACUGAACCGCUGUGGCACCCUCGGUAGAAACAGUCCUCACGAAGACACUAGGAAGCAUCCCACUAAGAACCUGAUGUGGAACACCAUAACAGUUCAGUACAAUCCUCUCAUCGAGGAAGAACUGGACGAGCAUUUCAAAGUCACUUGCGAGUAUGGAUACGACUUUUGGAAAACUGUUACGUUUCCCUUUUUAGACGUGGAAGUAGCGACGGGAAAUCCAGUGGUGUUUACUCUGCAACCGCCGGAGUGCUACAUGGAGAUCCGAUCCGGUUACGGCGCGACCGGCGCCCGCGUCACCGGCCCGGUCCGGGUCGGCGAUCCUCUGACGCUGCUUAUUUACAUGAGGAGUGCUUAUGAUGGCUUUGAUAUCGUGGUGAACGACUGUUUUGCGCAUAACGGAGCGGCAAAGAGGAUAAAACUUAUUGAUGAAUUCGGAUGUCCAGUGGACGACAAGCUGAUCUCCCGGUUUCGCGGCUCGUGGUCUGAGGCAGGCGUGUUCGAGACGCAGGUGUACGCCUAUAUGAAGACCUUUCGCUUCACCGGCUCUCCAGCACUCUACAUUGAAUGCGACGUGCGAAUGUGCCAUGGAAGAUGCCCGUCCCAACCAUGCCAUUGGCGUAAUAUGAAGAGCGUGCGAAGAAGAUCAGUAGAAACAGAGGCCGCGAGCGUUGCACCAAGGCUGUCAGAGAACAUCUCACUCUUCCAGUCCCUCCGGGUACUGCAGGAGGGAGAGGAAGAUGAGGAAUCUCGUGCAGUGGCAGAAGGGCAAACCUGCAUGCGGACGUCAGCGUUGUCAGCCAUGAUAGUUUCAUGCGGGAUUCUAGUGGCUGCUCUAUUGGCCGCGCUACUGGUAGCCGCCAGAGGUUGGCGACGAAGCGAAAACAGGACACCAAUACACGCUUAUGUUCCUCAUAAAGGACGGAUUAAAUAGAAAGCUCUUAUGUAUCUUUGUAAAUUAUUGCCCACAGAGAUUAAUAAGUAAUUAGAUCGAACAACUAUUAGAUCUGAGUGUAAAUUGUUGCGUGGACACGCUUCAUUUGAGUUGGCGUAGUUAAAAACCGUAAUGUACGUACAGACUAUAACAUGUAAUAAAACAAUACUAUAUGUAUACUAUAACAUAUUUCAUUGAGUUAGUAAUAUAGACGAAUCUAAGAACAGAGUUAUAAAAAAGUUUUAAAACAUGUCUUCAAAUCUAAACUCACCUUUAAAUAAUAUAUUUAUUGGGGAAAAAGAUGGCUUUCUAGUAAAUUAUUAAUUCUUCGUUCCCCACUGUCAGAUUGAUGCCAACUCCAGUGAAGAAUGUUUUUAUUCGAAAACUUAUUUCUUAAAGGCUUAGAUAUCGGUGUCUAAUGCCAAACCACCGCUUUAGUAGUCGUAUUUUUAUGCCUAUACAAUACGACUGCAAAAGCCAGAGUUAAUGAUAAUGCAAACCAUUGUAUGAUAAUUGAUGAGGACAAAUUGUGAUGAUUUGUAUUUUUAUAAAACGAAAUACAUCUCCUCCAUUUUGCCCUAUACUUAUCUCAAAUUGUGAUAGUCUUUUACGAGCUCAAAAGAGCAAAAAUAUUUUUAUACCUAAGGCUUUAUUCGCAAUAAUAUAUUCAUAUCGUAUUCUCCUGGUCUCUAUAGUUUGAGACGUAAAUUUUUGAAGAAUACAAUGACGUCUACUAAUACAAGUACGCUGGACCUGCGAUUGCCGACCUGUUUUUGAAGCAACUUGAUUUGCGCCAUUUUGGCGCUGAUAGCAGUAAUGAGCUACUCGGAACUAAAUGUUACGUAGUGCUGAGACAUCAGUCAACAUAGUGUCAACAUGAAGACCAUUAGACACAAAGAUAAAGUGUCAAUUUUAAUUUGCAAUACGCUCGGCGCUUCGAAUUGGCACAAAAAAUAACUGUCAUAUUGUACGGCACACGUCUUCCAGUGUACUUGUAUAUAUGUCCUUUUCAGUGGAAAAAUAUGUGUAAGAUACGAUUUCAAUAUUAAACACCUUCAGCACCCCGGUUCUGACAAGAAGUAUGGGACUUCCAUAUUUCUUAGAAUGGAAGGACCAUAGGAAGUUCAAAUGCAGGCUUAGUACGGACGAUAACUACUUGACUCACGAAUUUCUAUUUAUUAUUUUAACUUUUAAGAUUAACCUAAGUGAAUUCGUUCAAAAACUAUGAACAAUUGCCAUUGGUUAAAAAACUCCUGUUCUGAAUUUGCGGAUUUUUCUCUAAUAAGAUAAAUUGUCUCACAAUAACAAAUAUUUAUGUACAAACAUUUUUAGGAAAGUCUGUAAGAAUAAGGCGACACAGCAACACAAAAAUGUACAUAAUUAUUAUAUAAGUUAUUUUAAUUUUAAAAUUAAGUUAUAUAGAUAUAAGUUAUUUUGUACUUUCUAUUAAAGACAAAGUAAAAAUAUUAUACUAUAUGGUUUUUAUUUAUCACUUUUCGUCAUUCACGUAGUUUUAGUAUUUCGUACUCAAAAGAAACAUACGGUACCUUAAUAAAAAAAUAAAUUUACUUAUAAAAUUACAUGUUUGUUUGUUGAUGGCUACAGUUUGUUACAGUUAAUGGGUUUAAAAUGAAAAUAAGGUUUUAAUAAAGGAACACAGUAUAUUGCGAAUAUGCACACUAAUCAAAAUAAGUAAAAAAUCACAUCAAAACAAUUAAAACAGACACACA
Maniola jurtina (meadow brown) is the source of this 3335-nucleotide messenger RNA. RefSeq lists its product as uncharacterized. NCBI's taxonomy places the organism in Eukaryota, Metazoa, Arthropoda, Insecta, Lepidoptera, Nymphalidae. The coding region runs from base 127 to 1605 and encodes 492 amino acids. The transcript has 13 exons. The record is from RefSeq and is a predicted model, not a curated record.